AUGUCUCAGAAAGCGUGUUACAUUUGUGGUAAAUUAGGUCAUUUAGCAGAAGGUUGUGAUUCUGAAAAAUUGUGUUACAACUGUAACCAACCAGGUCAUGUUCAAUCUGAAUGUACCAUGGCUAGAACUGUUGAACACAAGCAAUGUUACAAUUGUGGUGAGACUGGUCAUGUUAAGACUGAAUGUACUAUUCAACGUUGUUACAACUGUAACCAAACCGGCCAUAUCUCUAGGGAAUGUCCAGAACCAAAGAAGGGUAGAUUCAGUGGAUCUUCAAAACCAAAUCCAAGAGUUGCUUGUUACAACUGUGGUGGUCCAAACCAUAUGGCUAAGGAUUGUUUACAAACUGGUUCAAAAUGUUAUUCUUGUGGUAAGUUUGGUCAUUUAUCCAAGGACUGUCCAUCUGGUGCUGGUGAAAAAGUUUGUUACAACUGUAACCAAACUGGCCACAUUUCCAGAGAAUGCCCAUCUUAUUAA
This is a messenger RNA of Vanderwaltozyma polyspora DSM 70294, 477 nucleotides long. It is a transcript of the gene GIS2, whose product is annotated as mRNA-binding translational activator GIS2. The transcript has a single exon. Gene Ontology annotation, cellular component: cytoplasm. Bases 1 to 477 code for a protein of 158 amino acids. Lineage: Eukaryota; Fungi; Ascomycota; Saccharomycetes; Saccharomycetales; Saccharomycetaceae. The record is from RefSeq and is a predicted model, not a curated record. Gene Ontology annotation, molecular function: translation regulator activity; zinc ion binding; single-stranded RNA binding. Gene Ontology annotation, biological process: positive regulation of cytoplasmic translation.